AUGCAGCUACGAUGGUACUUCUGGCCUACGCCAAUCAAGCUCGCAUUGUGCUCAAUCGGCAUGGCUCUCAUACUUUACCAUCUUGCUGGAGCUCCUACUAGGUCAAAGGGAAAGUCAAUUGGUUCAUUCGAACCAAAGACAUCGAACAAGAGACUACCUUCGACCGAUGAUAUUGCGCCAACGUUCACAGUCCCGGCUGAAGCUCGUCCUGAGGUCGACUAUUGGCCUAUCACAGCCGAAUCUGCACGCAAAUGCUACAAUUUGACUCUGAUUCUUGAAUCAAAGUAUCUGAUACCUUCAGGUUCGGCGACCUGUGGUAGUGUAGCUGCCUCCGAUAGCGGCAGAGAGUUAUGCAAAACCACAUGUAAUAACUACACACUACAAUACAAGCGAAGCUAUUUCCCUUGGCUUGCGAAGAAGAAUCUUUUCAGGGCUGCGUCAUGCGUCCAAAGCGACAAGUCUGCAGCUGACAUAUCUUACGACGUCUCUGCAGCAGAGAACGGAUUGGGUCUCUGUUCUCUUACUUGUACUUGUCAGAUAGCCAACAAGAUCAGAGUCAGACUGCCCACGCUCGGAGCGCUUGACAAGUCCAUCGCUGUGUCUCCAUCCAUGAGCAAGAAGUUCUGGGGAUUCAGUCAAUUUCAGACUCGUACUUGUCAUCCAGAAGACAUGUUACGGCCCUCGGCAGCCUUGUCACAAGUACCGGGAUUCACACCAUCGGAUUCACCUUCUUGGCAGACAACGUACCAAGUCACCGCAGAGAAUAUACCUUGCGACAUUGUGAACUGGGAAAAGAAGUGCCUCUGUAAAAAGUUAAAUGGUAAAGAGUUGGAACACGGCUUCAGACCUUCGAUUUGCAAAUAUGAACCUGUACCCGAAGGACAACCAACACAAAAUGCGAAAAUAUCGAAAAAGGCUCGGGUAGAUUCAGCCACCGAAAAAUCUCACCUAGAUGGUGCCGUCAGCUCCUCAGCAGACAGCACUACAGCGCACGCCUCGAACCUUGCGGGCUUGACACCACUACCAAGCGCGCUAGGAUUGCAAGACUCGAUAUCCUCCAUUUUUGGAGAUCUUGGUGAUAUACACGGGUUCUCUGGCUUUUACAACGAACUGUCGGUGAUCCAGCCGAAUGAAUAUGGUAUGCCACAGAAACUACAAUCAAACAUAUGCCACAACUAUCCACCUUGGGAGUUUGGCCAAUGUCCAGCAGAUCAUAAUCCUUACGCAUCUCAGUCGAAUCAAAAUACAGUUCAGCAUUCAGAAGACCUAGAUGUAAGCUUUGAACAGCAACGGCAGUGUGGCUCAUCGACAAGUUGUAAUCCAGCUCAUUUUGCGCCUUUCAAGAAACGCCAAGAAACAAAGCGCGACGAAGGUGAUGCUGGGAGUAGGAGGUGUGCUCGUGCUUCCGGCGCUGGCCAUGAGCAACGCCCUGCUCCUUUUAUCUGA
Molecule: messenger RNA, 1446 nt
Organism: Protomyces lactucae-debilis
Lineage: Eukaryota; Fungi; Ascomycota; Taphrinomycetes; Taphrinales; Protomycetaceae
Exons: 1
Coding region: 1-1446 (481 amino acids)
Source: RefSeq, a predicted model, not a curated record